This is a messenger RNA of Pogoniulus pusillus (Red-fronted tinkerbird), 7634 nucleotides long. It is a transcript of the gene PTPN13, whose product is annotated as protein tyrosine phosphatase non-receptor type 13. Bases 155 to 7357 code for a protein of 2400 amino acids. Gene Ontology annotation, molecular function: protein tyrosine phosphatase activity; phosphatidylinositol 3-kinase regulatory subunit binding. Gene Ontology annotation, cellular component: nucleus; cytoskeleton; cytoplasm. The transcript has 45 exons. Gene Ontology annotation, biological process: peptidyl-tyrosine dephosphorylation. NCBI's taxonomy places the organism in Eukaryota, Metazoa, Chordata, Aves, Piciformes, Lybiidae. The record is from RefSeq and is a predicted model, not a curated record.
AUCCCCGCUGCCUCCGGACGGAUCCUCUCCUGGAUGGAUCCCCGCUCCCUCCGGACGGAUCCUCUCCUGGAUGGAAGCUCCCCUCUCCUGAUGGAUCCCUUUCUGGGUGGAGGAUCCCCUCAGGCACGGGUGCCUGUGCCUUCGUACAGGUAACAUGCAUGUGUCACUGGCAGAGGCUCUGAAGGUUCGGGGAGGGCCGCUGCAAGAAGAGGAAAUUUGGGCAAUUUUGAAUCAGAGUGCAGAGAGCCUUCAGGAGCUCUUCAGGAAAGCUGACCGCAGCACGCUGGGGUUCGUCAUCUCUCCGUGGUCUCUGCUGUUGCUUCCAUCUGGCAGUGUCUCCUUUACUGAUGAAGAUGUCUCCCAGCAAGACCUGCAAGUCUUUACAGCACCAGAGGUCCUGCAGAACCAUUCCCUGUCAUCCCUGUUGGAUGUUGAAAAGGUCCACAUCUAUUCUCUGGGUAUGGCACUCCUCUGGGGAGCUGACUAUGAAGUUCCUCAAAGCCAGCCUGUCAAACUUGGAGAUCAUCUCAACAGCAUCCUGCUUGACAUGUGUGAAGAUGUCAUCUCUGCCCGUCUGUCACUCCGGACUGUCCUGGACGCUUGCAGUGCCCACAUAAGAAACAGUAACUGUGCCCCUUCCUUCUCCUAUGUGAAGCAGUUGGUCAGACUGGUCCUGGGGAGCCUGACUGGGGUGGAUCAACUCUCCUGCAAUGGAGAGAGAAGACUGCAGCCUGACAGAGGACAGGUGAUUCGUGAGAGGCUGAGGGGAAAAGGACUUCCCACAGGAAAACCCCUGGUGGCCAAAGCAGCCGAUGGACACAGAGCUCCCUUCUCCCAGCAGCCCACACUUCACAAAGGCCUCAGCAAGUCCAUGGGAUCUCUCUUCGUUAGAGAAACACAAGGCAAGGAAGAGUUCUUCCAGGACAUUUCUGCAGAUUCCAGCUUGGGGCAGGAAGAUGUUUCCUGCCCUCAAAGGUGCAGAGCCAUUGAGCUGCUAAGGAAGGGUCACUUCCACGCAGGUGUCGCUCCCAAGCGGAAAGUGGGGGCUUCCUCCUUGGAUUUGCUUUGCAUCACUGAGCAGGCAGCUGAGAGGGAGCAUGCUGGAGGCUGUCAGGGGCACAGCCAUCACCGUGAGGUGUUUCCAGCACGGAGUGCUGCUGCUGCCAGGAGCAAGGAAGCCAGGUACUCCUGUGGCAGCAUGGAGCUGGAUGUCUUCGGGUCGCAAAGCCUGGACCAAGCGCGCCACCUGUCCGAGACAUCGACGGCUGCUGCCAUCGCCAGUGCCUUCGACAGGAUCAGGGAGAGACAGAAGAAGCUGCAGCCCCUGAGGGAAGCUAUGAAUGUAGAAGAACCUCUGAGAAGAUACAAGUCCUACCACAGCGACGUCUACAGCACCUCCAGUGAAACUCUCUCUGGUAUCUCUUCAGAACCAGAUUUCAGGCAAGGGAGAGGAAAUGAAGGCUUCAAGAGAGAUGAUGGCAGUGGUGCUUUGCCAGGUGCUGAUGACAUCUCCACCUCAAGUCAGGCUAAUUCCCAGCGGGCAAGGCCACAGAAAGCAGCCUUUGAGGGCAGUCUGACCAGUCAAGAAGCGAUGCUGAAGCGUCAGGAAGAAGAAAUGAUGCAGCUGCAAGCUAGAGUGGCUCUCAGGCAGUCCCGACCUAACCUCUACACAGGAGAUGCAAUUAGGUCCUCAAUGCUUGACAUCACCAGAGAUCCACUGAGAGAAAUAGCCCUGGAAACAGCCAUGACACAGAGGAAACUGAGGAAUUUCUUUGGCCCCGAGUUCGUGAAGAUGACCAUUGAGCCCUUCGUCUCCUUGGACAUGCCCAAGUUCAUCUUGACUAAGAAAGAGAAGAAUGAUGACAGCAGGCACAAGGUGAAUGUGAUGAUCCUGAACGGGCAGAACCUGGAGCUGAUCUGUGAUACCAAAACCAUCUGUAAAGAUGUCUUUGACAUGGUGGUUGCCCAUAUUGGACUGGUGGAGCAUCACUUGUUUGGGCUGGCCACUUUAAGAGACAGGGAGUUUUUCUUCGUGGACCCUGACAUAAAGCUGAGCAAAGUAGCUCCAAAAGGCUGGAAGGAGGAGCCAAAGAAGAAGAACAAAGCCCCUGUCAAUUUCACUCUGUUUUUUCGCAUCAAAUUCUUCGUGGAUGACCUCAGCCUUAUACAGCACACUCUGACCUGUCACCAGUAUUACCUCCAGCUGAGGAAGGACAUCCUGGAAAACAGGAUGCACUGUGAUGAUGAAACAGCCUUGUUGCUAGCAUCCCUGGCUCUCCAAGCUGAGUAUGGAGAUUAUCAGGCAGAGGUGCAUGGCUUGUUCUAUUUCAUAGUAGAACACUAUGUCCCAGCUAGGCUGCUGAAGAAGCUGGAUCCCUCCUACCUCAGGGAGGAGCUGCCAAAACUGCACAGCAAUUAUGUGGGGGUGUCUGAGAAAGAGGCGGAGUUAGAGUUCCUGAAGCUGUGCCAGAGGCUCACGGAGUAUGGGGUUCACCUCCACCACGUGCUGCCUGAGAAGAAGUCUCAGACAGGAAUCUUGCUGGGAGUGUGCUCCAAAGGAGUGAUGAUCUUUGAGGUUCACUACGGUGCUCGCACCCCUGUCCUGCGCUUCCCCUGGAGGGAGACAAAGAAAAUCUCCUUCAGUAAGAAGAAAAUCACUUUGCAGACCGGAUCAGGUGGCAUCAAGCAUACAUUUCAGACUGACAACAGCAAGACUUGCCAGUACCUUUUGCAUCUCUGCUCUUCCCAGCAUGAAUUCCAACUGCAAAUGAGAUCCAGGCAGAGCAACCAGGACACUGAGGACGUUGCCUGCACAGAAAGGGCCUCCUUCAGGAGCCUGAACCUCCACGCAGAGUCGGUGAAAGGCUUCAGCAUGAGCAGGGCAAUCAGCACCGGCAGCCUGGCCAGCAGCACCCUGAACCGCCUCGCCGUGCGCCCCCUCUCUGUCCAGCCAGAGAUCCUCAAGAGGCUCUCCUGCUCCGAGCUCUCCCUCUUCCAGCCGCGGCAGGGCUCUGCCAAGGACAGGAACGAGAAGACCUCGUGGGAGGAAAGGCCCAGGGUGAUGAGCAAAUCGUUUCACGAUCUGAGCCAGAGCCACAUCUCGGUUUACCCCCCGAGGAGAAACAUGCUUACUGCUCUGGACUCUUCCCGCAAAAGGACUGAGGACCUGAUGGCCAGAGUCCUUCAGCUGAGGUUCAAACUCGUCCCUGGGUCAGCAGGAGUGCUGAAGCUGAACAAUUCAAAAUCUCAUGCAGGUUUAAGUAGAAGCCCUGAAAGAAGGAAAGCUGACUCAGACUCCUCCUCCAUGGAAGAUUCCGGUCAAGCCUGUGUUGGAGGUGUCAGCAUGAACACUUCAGGAGCUCUUUCACCAUCUACCCUGUUAAAGGAGAGUGCAUCAUCUAGCACUGCACACAGCAGCAGUGGGAGCAGGAGUUACCUGAGGAGGCCAUUAUCAGCCCAGGACAACGAGGCAGAGUCCUCUUCCGAAGAGCACAACCACUGCCACGGCCCCCACGGGCCUGCGGCAGGGAGUCUGUCUGCAGGCAAGCGGGACGGGAGCCUGAGCUCCCAGGACUCCAGAACAGAGAGUGCCAGCCUGUCUCAGAGCCAGGCUGCCAGCUUCUUUGGCAAGGCUGGAAGUGGCAGAGCCCAGCAGGAUGCCCAGCAGCACUCUGCUGCCCAGGCUGGGCUCUCGAAACUCAACGAGAAGAGAAGGUCCUCGUCCGGCAGCGUCCGAGCCAAGGCAAAAAGGCCUGGGAAAGCUGAGUCUGAGGAGUACUCUGACCGAGGGGAUUCUGACAUGGAUGAAGCAACUUACUCCAGCAGCCAGGAGCAACAGCCAGCUAAAAAGGAAUCCUCCCCAGCGACUCCAGCCAAAAAUCCCAGCUCUAAAAAUGUUACUGCAACACCUCUUAAACCUGGAGAUAUCUUUGAGGUUGAACUAGACAAAAAAGAUAACACCUUGGGGAUCAGUGUCACGGUACUGUUUGACAAGGGUGGUGUCAACACCAGCAUCAGGCACGGUGGGAUCUAUGUGAAAGCAAUCAUCCCUGAGGGAGCAGCUGAAGCAGAUGGCAGAAUAGAAAAAGGUGACCGUGUCCUCUCUGUCAAUGGCAUUAGUCUGGAAAGGGCUACCCAUAAGCAAGCUGUUGAAACCCUGAGGAACACUGGGCAGGUGGUGCAUCUGCUGCUGGAAAAAGGUCAGCUCUCAGCGGCCAAGGUUCACGCUCCGGUAACCCCCCAGUGCACCCCUCCAAGUCCCCUGAGGCAGCGUGAUCCACAGGAGAAAGCAGCGACUGGGAUGACGCAGGCCAGAGAUUACAGCUUUGUCACUGCAGAGAACACGUUUGAGGUCAAGCUGCUGAAGAACAGCUCAGGGCUUGGCUUUGUUUUCUGCCGUGAAGGCAACCUGAGCCCGGAGCAGCAGGGCUCCACCAUGGUGAGGGUGAAGAAGCUGUUCCCCGGGCAGCCGGCGGCGGAGAGUGGGCGGAUCGAGAUCGGGGACGUCAUCCUGCAGGUCAACGGCACCCCCCUCAAGGGCUUGUCCCAGCAGGAAGUCGUCUCUGCCCUAAGGGGAACGUCUCCAGAAGUGUCUCUUCUGCUGUGUCGGCCGCCAGCCGGUGUGCUCCCUGACAUCGACCCCUCCUUGUUGACUCCCAUCCAUUCCCCCCAGCAAGUAUUCCCAGAUGUCAGCGGAGCAGUGGCCGCUCCAUGCAGCGCAGAGCAAGGCGACAGCUCGGACGAGGGCGACCUCACUGAGCUGAGCAAGAGAAGGCUCAAAUCCCCCUCCCGACGAGACAGCUACAGUGACAGCAGCAGGAGUGGUGAUGAGGAGGGGAUGGAGUCAGCAGCUCAGGUGGGCCCUGCCUGGAGUUCUGCACAGUACCAAGCUGCAGAGGAAGCUGUGACCCCCGCCCAGGGAGGGCAGGAGGAGGCUGUUCGCACUGUCUUGUAUGCUGAGGCAGAGGCUGCUGGCGGCGCAGAGCUGGAGGAGAGUGAUCUGCUGUUGGAUUUGCCACCCAUCCCAACCUGCAGGACUGUUCCUGAGGUGACCACAUCUCUUCUGCUAAAGGAGUCUUCUGCUGCACCUGCUGCUGAGCCAGCUGCACACCUGGCAGGAAUGGAUUCACUCAGCCAGCUGGAGAAGGGCACUGAGGAAUACGAGCCAGAAGCUGAGCUCCGAGUCACCAUGACCAAGUCAGAAAAGGGCAGUCUGGGUUUCACAGUGACCAAAGGCAGUGACAAUGUUGGCUGCUACAUCCAUGAUGUUGUUCAGGACCCUGCCAAGAGCGAUGGGAGACUCCAGCCCGGAGACCGACUGAUAAAGGUGAAUGACAUGGAUGUCACCAACAUGAGUCACACUGACGCCGUCAGCUUCCUCCGCGCCGCCCCCAGGACAGUCAGGCUGGUGCUGGGCCGUGUCCUGGAGUUACCCAAGAUGCCAGUCCUGCCCCAUUUGCUGCCUGAUAUCACUCUGAUGUGCCACAACGAGGAGCUAGGUUUGUUGUUGUCAGGAGGUCACGACAGCCUUUACCAAGUGGUGUACAUCAGUGACAUUGUCCCCAGCUCAGCUGCUGCCAGAGAGGAGAGUCUCCGUGCACUCGAUAUUAUCCAUUACAUUAAUGGAGUAAGUACCCAGGGGAUGACUCUGAAAGAAGCCAAGAGAAUGCUGGAAACACACCUGCCAAAAGUGGUGCUCAAAGCAACCAGAGAUGGCCAUGCAGUGCUUCCCAAAUCCAAAAGCCCUCCUAGCUCUGAGCAUUGGCCAGUCCAAGCUAAUGGCUGCUCCUGUUGUGAUCCCUGUGAUAAAGCAGAGAAGACAGCUGAUGCCUGUGGGCCCAAGAUCAAUGGCAAUGGCAUCCUAGGACCUUCUCAGGCAAACCUAGGAAACAGCAUCCACCACACACAAGGGCUGAUGAGUCUCUCAGCAUCUGGAGAUGCCUCUUCCCUUGGCUUUGCCAAUCAAGUGUCAGAUUGUUCUAAACACAGUGACAAAUCAGAAACAGAGCUUCCAGAUGAUGACUAUUACGAUGAGGAUGACCACAAUGAAGUUGUCCAGUAUCUGCUGGAUGUUGUAGAUGAGGAAGCCCAGAACCUCUUAAAUCGUAGCAGUGAAACUUCAGAGGAUCAGAAUCUUUUGCAGCUGAAGAAGGCUGCAGCCAGAGAUCCCCUGCCAGCAGAGAUGAAUGGAAAGCUGCCAGAAGAUAGGUCUGAAGACACAGACUGUGAUGGAUCCUCUCUGCCUGAAGAUUUUUCUGAGGCAACACCUGUCAAUGGCUGUGAAGACUACUGUGAAGUGAAAGCUGUGCCAGCAAGAUCUCCUCCACCACCUCCCUCGAGCCAAGCAGAUGAAGAUGAAAUCACAUGGGGAAGCGAGGAGCUGCCGAUCGAAUCAGUCAGCCAGGAGCCCCUGAAUGAAGAUUGCCCUUCAGUGCCAAAUGAAGAGAUCUCUGCCCUCCCUACUGUGAAUGUGCUCCCUGGAGGCAAGUACUCAGGAGCCAAACUGAAGUCAGUGAUCAGGACGUUGCGUGGAUUGCUGGAACAGGGAGUCCCUUCUAAAGAGAUUGAAAACCUGCAGGAGCUCAAACCUCUGGAUCAGUGCUUGAUUGGACAAGCAAAAGAGAACAGGAAGAAGAACAGAUACAAAAACAUACUUCCUUAUGACAGCACCAGGGUGCCCCUGGGGCUAGAGGGUGGAUACAUCAACGCCAGCUUCAUUCGCAUGCCGGUGGGCAGCGAGGAGUUUGUUUAUAUCGCCUGCCAAGGACCCCUGCCCACCACGGUGGCAGAUUUCUGGCAGAUGGUCUGGGAGCAGAAGUGCACUGUGAUUGCCAUGAUGACUCAGGAGGUGGAAGGAGAGAAGAUCAAAUGCCAACGCUACUGGCCAGAUGUGCUGCACAAAACCACCAUGAUCACCGACGGGCUGCGGCUGGCGCUGGUGAGGCUGCAGCAGCACAAAGGCUUCAUCGUCAGAGUGCUGCAGCUGGAGGAGAUUCAGACAGGGGAAGUGCGGCACAUUUCCCACCUGAACUUCACGGCCUGGCCUGACCACGACACCCCCUCCCAGCCCGAGGAGCUGCUCACCUUCAUCUCCUACAUGCGGCACCUGCACAGGGCAGGACCCAUCGUCACCCACUGCAGCGCGGGCAUCGGGCGCUCCGGGACCCUCAUCUGCAUCGACGUGGUUCUGGGCCUCAUCAGCAGAGACCUGGAGUUCGACAUCUCAGACCUGGUGCGAACCAUGCGCCUGCAGAGACAUGGGAUGGUGCAGACAGAGGAUCAGUACAUUUUCUGCUACCAAGUUGUCCUUUAUGUCCUAAAUCAUCUCCAACAAGAAGAGCAGCAGAAGGGCACGUAGAAUGCUGCAGCUGGAUGGCUUUUAAACUGAGGGAGCAAGGACAUCCAGAGGCUUUCAUCUGUUUCCUUUCUGCUGCCAAUGUUUUCCAGUCCCUUCCUCCAGCUGCUGUCCAAUGUCUGUUCUCCAAAGCCUCUCCAUCACCCCCCCCCACCACCAAGUAAGGUACAAAGUCUAAAGGAGAAGGGAUAGAUUGGCCAACACCACCACCAUGGACACACCUUGAGGUUUAUUUUGUAUAACAGUAAAUAAUAUUUAAUAAAGCUGCAAAUUUUCUUUU